Molecule: messenger RNA, 5910 nt
Organism: Ictalurus punctatus (channel catfish)
Lineage: Eukaryota; Metazoa; Chordata; Actinopteri; Siluriformes; Ictaluridae
Gene: kcng3
Product: potassium voltage-gated channel, subfamily G, member 3
Exons: 2
Coding region: 241-1551 (436 amino acids)
Biological process (GO): potassium ion transmembrane transport; protein homooligomerization
Cellular component (GO): voltage-gated potassium channel complex; membrane
Molecular function (GO): delayed rectifier potassium channel activity; protein binding
Source: RefSeq, a predicted model, not a curated record
AGGGAGAGAGAGAGAGAGAGCGAGCGCGAGCUAGAGCUAGCUGGAGUUGGGAUGGGAAAAACAACGCUGAGCACAUGAACGGAGCACACAUCUACUUCACCUAAAAAUCCCGACACUCCACGCAAAAGCUGUGCAACUCGUUGGGUUUUUUUUCUGCAACAGUCCUGCCAAAAGUGCAUGCUGCAUCGCAAUGAUUCCUCAAAAGAUCACGUUUUUACGCGGCUUCUGCUUUUUACCUGAAUGAGAAAGGUGAGAUCCAUCUGUAGCCACGCCGAGAUGAAGUUUGGCAAGAAUAUAUGCAUCUUAAACGUCGGCGGCACCAAAUACGCGUUCACCCGAGAGGUGAUUAAGGAUUUCCCACUCCGGAGAGUGAGCCGGUUGCACAGCUGCUCGUCGGAGAAGGAGGUGCUGGAGGUGUGCGAUGACUACGACCGCGAGCGGAACGAGUUCUUCUUUGAUCGCCACUCCGAGGCGUUCGUGUUCAUCAUGCUGUAUGUGCGCUCGGGCAAGCUGCGCUUCGUGCCGAGGAUGUGCGAGCUCUCCUUCUACAACGAGAUGAUCUACUGGGGGCUGGAGAGCUCGCACCUGGAGUUCUGCUGCCAGCGGCGCCUGGAGGACCGCAUGUCCGACACGUACACAUACUUCUCGGAGGAGGACGGGAGAGCCGAGGAGGACUCGCGAGUGGGCGACGAAGAGUCUGAUAUGAGGGGAUCGUGCUCGGAGCGCGCAAACCCGGGCUGGCUCGAGCGCAUGCGGAGGACCUUCGAGGAGCCCGCGUCCUCCGUGGCUGCGCAGAUCCUCGCCUCGGUCUCCGUGAUUUUUGUCAUCAUUUCCAUGGUCAUCCUGUGUGCCAGCACCCUGCCCGACUGGGACACAGCCAAAAACAACACAGUGGAGGAGCACAGGAUCAUUGAAGCAGUAUGCAUUGGCUGGUUCACUGCCGAGUGCAUAGUGCGUUUCAUUGUCUCACGGGACAAAUGUGAGUUUGUACGGCGGCCUCUGAACAUCAUCGACCUCCUGGCCAUAACACCUUACUAUGUAUCAGUGGCCAUGACAGCCCUGACUGGGGAAAACCCGCAGCUUCAAAGAGCAGGGGUCACACUUCGUGUGCUGAGGAUGAUGCGCAUCUUCUGGCUAAUUAAGCUGGCACGCCACUUCCUUGGUCUGCAGACGCUGGGGCUGACGCUGCGCCGCUGCUACCGCGAGAUGGUCAUGCUGCUGGUGUUUGUGUGUGUUGCCAUGGCCAUCUUCAGCGCUCUGGCUCAGCUUCUGGAGCACGGUCUAGACCUGGAAAGCAGCAAUGAGGACUACGCCAGCAUCCCGGCAGCCUGCUGGUGGGUUAUUAUCUCCAUGACCACCGUAGGCUAUGGAGACAUGUAUCCCAUCACGAUGCCGGGCCGCGUGCUGGGUGGUGUGUGUGUCGUGAGUGGCAUUGUGCUCCUGGCUCUCCCAAUUACCUUUAUCUACCACAGCUUUGUGCAGUGCUACCACGAGCUCAAAUUCCGCUCAGCACGCUGCGUGCGAAGUCUCUCAGCUGAGUUUCUCAACUGACAUUGGUUUCUCUGGGACAUAGUGGUCCACAGCCCAGCUCUGUUACCCCUCAUCUGAUCUUUCUGUGCCUUUCUGUUUAAAGCCUUUAACAGCUUCAUGAAUUGUAAGCUAAACGAUAGCGAUAUGAUCACGUCUACAGAGAAAAUGACUACUAAUGACUACUGAAAUGCAGCAUCUCUACAUUUUGACAAGUUUAAAUGAUACCUCAGACAACUGUGAUUCAUAUUUUGAUUGUAAGUGACAGGAGAAAAAUACUGUACAAAGAGCCCCAAUCUGGAUAGCACACAAUAAUCAUAAGAACCCAAAGGAACUACAUUAGCCAGUGUUCGCAUUAUAACCCCAUCUCUGUGAAAACCAAUGAAACUGACCCAAAGAGACAGAAGUUCCUGUGUUUGGUGAUAUUUAAAAAUGACAGCUGUGGCAACAUCCAACACCAGAUGGCAUGGCCGCCUAUGAGGGGCAUCUGGCAAGCCUUCUCGGGUCUUGACAGUUCUCCAGACCUUUUCCUCAAAAGCCCUGGUCUGGCUUUACAUACAGAAACACUUAGUUCCCAUGGAGAAAUUUCUCCAGCCUGUUAGAUCAUUAAGUCAAAUCAAUUUGUAUUUGAAUGCGCUGCAGAUAUGAAGAAAGGAAGGACAGAGAGAUUCCAUAAAGGAAAACAAAUGUUUAUAGCGACUGAAGGGAUGUUGUGGAAAGAUAAGAGGAAAAACAUGCAGCAAGGUGUAGUCCUAGUGGAUAGCAUUAUUAAUUCCCGUCAGUGUUGCAGCCACAUGAUGAAGAUCAGAUCCUUAACUUCAAGAAACAAACAUCAGAUGUUAAGCUACACAAGGAUAAAGCCACCACCUGCCCAUAUCUCAAUCGAAGAAGAUGACUGUCUGGACCGAGAGGUGUUAACCAAAUUGAUUAGCAAACACCUCACCCACACACUCAGCAGUCGGAGAGCUGUCACUCUCCUCCUCCUUCACCAUACACAUAGCAAGCACAAAAGCUACCCUAUCUCCAUCACUGGCUCCUGUCUAUUCUGUGGUUAGGGGUAUAUUGUAAGCAAUUAAGCAGUUCAUUCACCUGUAGAUUUGUUUGCUUUAUAAUAUCAAAUGUUAUGUUGGGGAAAAAUCUAAGAAGGAAUGGCACUUCAUUAAUGACGCAUGCAGUGGUUUGUCUAACAAUAAUGCUCAUACCUACACAGGAAACCUUUAUGAAUCUUUGCAUAGCUUUGUAGAUGUAAAAAUCUGAAACAGAAAGAAAGGAAAGAAAAGCUGGUCUUGCACAGGUAGUUAAAAUUACCCAGUGAGCACCAUCUGACCCAAUACAUUCAUGCACUCUAAAAAAAACUCUGGGUUAAAAACAACCCAACUUGGGUAAUUUUUAUCCCGACGGCUGGGUAAACAUAGGACAGAACACAUUGUGGUUAAACUAACCCAUGAUGUCGGGCUGUUAAUUUUACCCAGCAAAUGGGUUGUUUUUCAACCCAAAGGAUAAUUUCAUUUUUACAAAAAUGCUAGGUUAAUUUUAUUUGAUAUAUGGGUUAAUAAUUUCAGGGUUAUUUUACCCUUUGAAAAUGUGAAAUAUACCACAUUAUAAACGAAUAUGUCAACAUGGUAUCUCCUUUAUUUAUACACAAGAAGGUGUUCAGAAAUGUAUUGCUGUAUGUAUUAAAGUGGUGAUUAUAUAUAGACUUUGAAGCAAAUAAGUUAUAUAUUUAAGACGAAAACAUCAGAUUUUGUUUAAAACAUGUUUAAAACAUCCAAAAAACUGAGUAUCCAACUUACGAUCCAGUGGGCAUUACAAACAAGUAAGCCAACAUGAACAAAGAUAGCGGUGCAUUUAGUGUAAUAUAAACUGGACUGUUAUUGCAUACUGUUAUACAGUAAUGGUUUUAUGGAUAAGUAUAUUGAACCUUCACUCAAUCAUGUGUUAAUUUUUAACACACCUGCGUGUCUAGUUAAGGACAACACAUUUUGUGUUGCUUUUUAACACAAUCAGUGUGUUAGUACAUUUCCACACAGAGAUGUGUUAAAAAAUAACACAAAUAACACAGAUGUGCGGUUUAUACUUUUACCCCUAAAAUGUAAUUUGUUUGUAUACUAAAAUUCUACUAAAAUGUUCACAAAAUAAACAAAUAAUUGCAAGAAAUUCAGGUGACAUUUGUUAAAAUCAUUUAAACAUUUGAUAGAUGUAAGAAUUUGAGUUGAUGCAUCCUCUUACAAAUCUCCCGGCCAUCUGGGAAGACGAGUCCCACUCCCUUCCGUUUGAAAAGCUGUAAAAGAGCAAAAAGAGUGUUGAUUAGUUGUUAGCUACAAAAUAUGGACAAAUACCUUUGGGCUUUAACUGAGAAAUUGCAUUACCGAAUCCCAAAUUGUUUAAUUCUGGAAAUGUGGCCUCCAAUCUCCUAAUGAACAAAAUGGCGCUGUAGACUCACCAGGGAAAUCUAGCUAACUUGCGAAUAUUUACUUUUCUGCCUUUAUCACCUCACCACCAAUUGUUCUGCACAACCUAAUUAAUUUAUCCAACAUUACAGAGAUAGUGGAAAGCAUUACAACCAAAACCCUCUCUUUUUGUCACGUUAACCUUGUGAGGAACUUUUGGCCUCGACAUUACUGAGCUAGCUAAGUUCUGUUAGCCACUGACUGCCUGUACCUAUUAACGAGCAUUAACAUUCACCGAAUACAUGAAGAAACACAACUCUAACCAUAAGCGGAAUUUGACAUUAGUGCUAGGGUGGGGGCAAAAUAUUUUCAACUGACGUCACACAUAAGCGCACACAACUGAGGCACACUGGCAGCAAGUUAAACUGUUAAAAGUUACAUUUAAGAAGAGAGUACUAGCAUCUAACAUCUCACGUCACAACGUGGAAUAUCACAUGACAUGAGUGCUUAAAAUGAAUUUUAUACAAAACCAAACAGAAUAGAAUUCAGAUUUAUUUCUUACAUUUAUUUUAUUGCAUUACUUAAAAUAUUUAUAUAUAAUACAUACAAGAAAUAUUUUUAUUGGACAUAUUUUAGACUCAAUGUAGUCACAUAUUUCAGCUGCGCAGACUCCGCCUAUGGCCCUAACCCAUCCUCCUAAUGCUAAUUACUACAGCAGAAAAAAACAACCCAGCAGUUUUUAGAGUGUGGACACUGGACCAUCCUGGCCAUAAGAAGACGGUGUUAUAAGUUAAGUUUAUUUUGUUCCCUUUGUACCCCCUUUUAUUAAAGAUUUAUGUCUUUUAAAGUUGAGUGCAAAAGUUUGCAUAUAUUGUGACAGAAUGGACAAGCAUAAGAUAUAUAUUUUUUUAAUUUUCACAGAAGUUUAACAAAACAGAACAAAACAAAAAUGUUAAGACAGUAGAUUAAAUAAAGAUCAAAAGUGCCACCCUUGUAAGCCAACCCUUUACCUCUUCAGCUGUCUCUAACCUCUUUUAUUUUCUUUGUUUUAUUAAAAAAAUUUCAAGUCUGUGAGGAAAUUGAAAUGGGUUAGCUGUGUGCAAAAUGGUGGAAUUAUUUUAUUUGUUUUUGUUUACCAACAGGCAGGUUGUUCAAUAAUAAAAGCGUACGAUGUGCUGUGUUUAACCAUUCACUAACAAUUCAUUUCUAUAAUGUAUACAUGUAUAUUGAGAAUAUUGUAUACAUAUUUGAGCAGACAAGUUAUUUUCCUUUCAAAAUGUGUAAAGACCUAUUUUUAUACUCUACUGAUGGUCAGAUCUGCAAAUAUGUCAGUUAAUAAACAGUAAAUAUCUUUAAGUACAUUUUUAGAUAGUUAUGAUUAUGUGCAGUAUAAUGUGGACAUGAACCAGACUUCAGACUGUAUGCUAAUUUUGUAAGAAUUACAAAUCCAAACAUUUCUGCAGAUCAAAGUUAAAUAUCAGUUUUAUACUCUAGAGUUCAUCCACAAUACUCUGGUUUUUGUGGUUAUAUUCUGUUUUUUCUCUCUGCCAUAGGAUCUUCUUGUUAGCAAUAUUUGCAGACUUUCCUUUGGGAACCUUAUGGAAUACAAACUUUUGCAAUCAAUUAUAUACUUUUCCACUUGUACAGAGGGUAUAAUACAAACAUUUACUCUGGCAAAUGUUGCUUUUUCAAGUCUUUUUAAACAUCUUUGUGCUCAUUGGGUAAUUAUUCUCACCACAUUUCACCUAUUGAAGCAUUCUGCUUUGUAACUGUGAAACUAUGAAUAUUGCAAAAGUGUCAUAAAAUAAUUUAUGCAGCUAUUUGUUGUAGAUUCUGAAAGAUAAACCUGAAAUUGUAUGUUUGUUGUGUGAAAAAUGUACCUGCCAUUGACAAAGGAAACAUUUGUACAUAUGUUUUAUAUUUAGCAUACAUUUUUGGCAGGCUUUAUUGUAGAAAAAAUUGGACAUUUAGAAAAUAAAGUGAUGCAUUUGCA